UUUCUGGCAACCGCCACCCAUUAUAGCGAUUUUUUCGUUAUAAAUUAAAUCUCUCGUCCUCUCAUUUCUUUGCCUUCAAAAACUCCUCUUUCAAACCAACCUUGCUAGCUAGAGACAGAAAUAUCGGGGCUUGGGUUUGUAAUCUCUUCCUUUACAAACCCUUCUUUAUAGCCCUGAUAUUUCUAUGUCUACUCAAGAUAUUCAAGAACGCGAUUUCGGUGAAAAACGCUGUUGUUUUUGGAUUCCGUUUCUAAGCGAGGAACCAUCCCGUUCUAGUGUUGGUUCCGUUUUCUGGGAGCGGAUCAAUUCGAUCGAAAGUAGUCACACCGCGACCAAUAAGGAAGAGCCAUGGUGGAAACGAGGAUGGAAGAAAAUGAAAGAGUGGUCGGAAAUCGUAGCCGGACCUAAAUGGAAAACGCUUAUACGGAAGAUUGGAAGGAAACGACAAUCCAAUUCUGGAAAGCAAGGAACUGGGAAAUUCCAUUAUGAUCCUUUGAGUUACGCGCUUAACUUUGACGAGGGUCCUAGGGAAAAUGGUCAUUUUGAUGAGGAUCUUAUGGGGCGAGAGUUCUCGUCUAGGUAUUCUCUGCCGCCGUCUUGUAAAUCGUCGCUUGAUUUCGACAACGAUAAGGAAGCUAUGAUAGUCACGUGACGACGGAAGGAGAGUUCCUCUGCUUCAGGAUGAUAAUCACGUGUGGGUUUUGAAGGUCAACGCCAAUUUUGCAUGGCCCACUGUAGACAGCCUUGACUUUGAUUUCGUUUGGUCAAUUAUUGAAUUUCAAUAAUUUCAGGGUGAAAUUAAUUUCUAUUUUCUUAAAUCAUUUCUU
This is a messenger RNA of Jatropha curcas, 827 nucleotides long. RefSeq lists its product as uncharacterized. NCBI's taxonomy places the organism in Eukaryota, Viridiplantae, Streptophyta, Magnoliopsida, Malpighiales, Euphorbiaceae. The record is from RefSeq and is a predicted model, not a curated record.